AAUGCAGGGGCCGAGUGGGUGUGAGCCGCCGCCAUGUUCUCUAUCCGACACAAGAGGGAUCAUCUCAGGAGCUGAGCAAGCACCAAACAAACUCAGGACAGUCAGGAAAGGAUGCUGCUAUUUGAGCUCUUAAGCAGACUGUGGGGUUGAUUCGAUAUGUACGCAUUUAGCUAGAGCUAAACACAACAAUGGAAAAUAAUGGAAACUGAGACAACACGUGAGCAGGGGACUGUGUGGGGGAGGACCUCAGGGAGAGAGUGUAUGUGCAAGGUGUAGCGAUGUGUGUGUGUGCGCGCGUGUGUGUGUUACGCAUUGGUAACCAUGCUGUAUCUCAUGUACACACAACGCUGACAACCAAAUCAAACAGGGACAUGUACAGUAUAGUACAACAACUACUGCUGCUUUUCUAGUUUGUUGGACUUGGAUGGGACUGCUACUGAGACUUGCGAUGCUGCUGAUUUCCAGAUGCAUGACGAGCUGAACUGCUUCAAGAGUGGUGCUGUCUGAAUGACAAGAAGAAGCAGGUCUAUUAUGUGCCAGCUUGAAGGAGCCAAAUGCAGCUUCCUAUUGUGCCUAGGGAUGAGCAUCAUGGUCUUCUCCAUUAUUUAUUUGAGGGGCAGAUUUCCCAAGGAGGCCCCACUCAUGGAACCACCACCGCCUUGCCGACCUUUCUCCGCACAAUGUUGUGCUUUUCUCCCUGCCACUCACAGACAGACAAAAUGGCAACGACGUGACUGUCAGAUACAAAGCUAUAUUACAAACAAUGAUCUUCAGUGCUCCCAUUUGAUGACAGACCUUCACUUCAUCACAACACCCCUGAGCGGUGAGGAGAAGGACUACCCUUUAGCGUUCAUCCUGACUGUUCACAAGGAGCUGGAGCUUUUUGUUCGAAUACUUCGGGCGAUUUACACGCCCCAAAACGUCUACUGCGUUCAUGUGGAUGCAAAGGCUUCGCAGGAGUACAGAGCAGCCAUAAGGAAGCUGGUUAACUGCUUUGAAAACAUCUUCCUGUCCAGCCACAGCGAGGUUGUGACCUAUGCCGGCUUUUCCCGCCUGAAGGCAGACUUAAAUUGCAUGAGUGACUUGGUCAAAUCCAAGGUCGGCUGGAGGAAGGUGGUGAACCUGUGUGGGCAGGACUUCCCAAUCAAGAGCAACCUGGAACUGGUGCGGUACAUGCAGAGCAAAGAGUGGCGUGACAUCAACAUGACGCCAGGGAUCAAGCAGCCAGCGCAUAUGAGACACCGGACGCAGCUCCAACACAAAGAGAUUGUUGGUUCUCACGUGGCCCUCAAAGGGCUCAAGAAAGGUCCUCCUCCACACAAGAUGCAAAUAUAUUUUGGCACAGCCUACUACGCACUCACGAGAGGCUUUGUCGACUUUGUUCUGAAGAGCCCCAAAGCCCGCGACCUCUUGGAGUGGUCCAGGGACACAUUCAGUCCAGACGAGCACUACUGGGUGACGCUUAACCACAUCAAAGACGCUCCAGGUAGCAACCCAGAUGGAGGCUGGGCAGGAGCUAUCCGAGCUAUCAAGUGGCGGGACCAAGAAGGAGAGAAGCACAACGGCUGCAAUGGCCGUUAUGUGCGAGACAUCUGCAUCUAUGGAGUGGAGGACCUGCCGUGGAUCAUCGAAAGGAACAGCAUGUUUGCCAACAAAUUUGACAGCCACGACUUCCCAGAGGCUCUGGACUGUCUGGAGCAGUGGCACAGGAACAAGGUGCUGAGCCAGGCCACUGUUCCCAUAGAGGCAUCAUGGCUGUUGGCCACACAGAGCAACUCAAGCAGCAGUAGCAGUCUCAACAAGUGUGCUGCUGGAUAAACUCAAUUGUGGUAUUUGUGUCAUUAGUGAACGUUCAGCAUAAUGUCCAGAUUGCUUGCACUCAUUCAGGGGGUGGAAACAUAAAAAAUGAUGUCCAGGAAAUGGGAUGAUGCACUGACUGUUUUGAGCACUGACGUAAUGACCGAUGACUAGUAUAAUUCGUGUAUGUUUAUGAAACUGCUAGACGGCUGCUCUUCUUGAUAAUCAUACUACAUAUUAUGUAUGAAAUUCUGUCAACUGGUUACUGAUUGCUUUGUCAAAGCAAAUCAAGUAAUAAAUAUUAUUGUGAAAUUAUUUACAGGGGGCUGUAAAUGGUAGAACAUUCAUGUUAAAUUUCCAUAAAUGUUCCAUGGAAAGUUAAGCUGCAGGGUUUUUUAUUCAUUUUUAAUUUUUUCCCCAUGACAUUUAAUGGGAAUUAACUAAAUAUUUUGUACUUUAUAAAAAUUGUAUUGUACACAAACCAUAAUAAUGACAAUUUUGCUUUUCUCAUCGGCAGACAUGCACGCAAACUAUCCUAAACCUAAACAUAUACCAGGUGUAUGUGUUGUCUGAAUAAAGUAACACACUUUGUGUACCGUUCAGCUAUAUAGACAAUUAUAUUAAAAUAUAAGCUAUUUAUCAUAUCCAAAAAUGCCUCAAUGUUAGUUGCCAAAAGUGCUGCUCACCUUGUGGCAGAUUUCGGUCUUCACCUCCUUGAGGGCACGGUCCGAGAAGACACAACCGCAUGUCUGCAGGUAACAGAACCUGAAAAUUAAAACAUCAGGGAAAUUACAUAUUGUACAUAUUGUGUUUUCAUUUAUAAUGCCCUGUUGUGUAGAGCUGGCUGUUUCUGUUACCUAUGCCUGCCGUUCAUCUCUAACCCGACAACAGGGCAAAUAAACAUUCCACAGUGGAUGUCCUCAUAUCUGUCUCCUUUGGUGUUCCUUCUCUCUCCUUCCCACUCUGGGUUAUCAGUCAAAUUGAGUUCUUUUAUAUCCUAAAAUACAAAAAAAUAAUAAUCCAGUAAUUCCACACACAUCCAAGUAUGAAUCCUGUGUAUUAGGGGUGUCACGAAAUCUUGUGAUACAAGAUUAAAACGGAAUGAGAUUUCACGAGAACAGGAUAAGUGGAUAUCAGAAAGUGGAUAUCACAUUCAUGGGGUACGUACUAACUUUCAAGUG
Molecule: messenger RNA, 2978 nt
Organism: Dunckerocampus dactyliophorus (ringed pipefish)
Lineage: Eukaryota; Metazoa; Chordata; Actinopteri; Syngnathiformes; Syngnathidae
Gene: gcnt7
Product: glucosaminyl (N-acetyl) transferase family member 7
Exons: 5
Coding region: 508-1818 (436 amino acids)
Cellular component (GO): membrane
Molecular function (GO): acetylglucosaminyltransferase activity
Source: RefSeq, a predicted model, not a curated record